AUGGGAAACUUCUUGUAUCAAGCACCAGAGUGUUUUGACCCAGCUGAUCCAUUCAUAGGUAAGGUUUAUCAUGAUGAAUAUUUAAAAUUAGGAGUCAGUGUGAGACAAUAGCCAAGUAACAGAGGAAUAGAUUUCAGUUUAGCAUAAAAUAAGCACAAACCAUUAAAAUAUGAUGGUGAAUUUUAAAAUUUUGUUUAUCACAAAUAGCUUAAAUAUAUUAUUGAUGGAUUAACUAAUUUUGUUCCAAAGGAUAGAAUGCCUAUUAAGGAGGCUUUAAUUAUUUUAAAGGGAAUUAUUUCUUUUGAAUUUUAGUUAGAUGAAAUGCUUAUUGAGACGAUAGAUGGAAACAUUCAACAGUUCACAAGAUCACUCAAAAAUGAAAUCGAGUUUGUUAAAGAUUUGUCAAAUAAGUUUUACCCAAUCAUUAAAAACGAACAGACCUUAAACUAAGAGUUAAAAGAAGACCGUGAAAAAAGAUAAUAUGUUAAUUAAGCUAUUUUAUUCAAAAUAUCAUCAAUAUUUUCAAAAUAAUACUUAAAAAGGAGGCAAAAAUAGAAGAAUUAUAGAAAACAAAUCUCUAACAAUAAUAAAGAAUUAAUGAAUAAGAAAAAACCAUUAAAGAUUUAUUAACCAAAUUAUAAUAAUAUUAGAAUUAGUUAAUGA
Tetrahymena thermophila SB210 is the source of this 663-nucleotide messenger RNA. RefSeq names its product kinase domain protein. The record is from RefSeq and is a predicted model, not a curated record. The transcript is spliced from 3 exons. Lineage: Eukaryota; Ciliophora; Oligohymenophorea; Hymenostomatida; Tetrahymenidae.